Molecule: messenger RNA, 2595 nt
Organism: Pelmatolapia mariae (spotted tilapia)
Lineage: Eukaryota; Metazoa; Chordata; Actinopteri; Cichliformes; Cichlidae
Product: chloride channel protein 2-like
Exons: 24
Coding region: 1-2595 (864 amino acids)
Biological process (GO): transmembrane transport; chloride transport
Cellular component (GO): plasma membrane
Molecular function (GO): voltage-gated chloride channel activity
Source: RefSeq, a predicted model, not a curated record
AUGGCAGGAGACCGGUCAGAUCAUCGGGUGCUGCAGUAUGAACAAAGUCUUAUAUAUGGGCGCUACACCCAGGAGCUCGGGGUGUAUGCCAAAGACGAGGCCACUCGGCUGAAGGAAAGUGAGAAGAAGGUCAGCCAGCGAAGCCGGACACUGGAACACGACAAUGGACGCUGUGCCAAGUGUAAGAUCGGCCCAUUUCGCUGGCUGAAGUUCCUGAUCUCAUUGAUCGGGGAGGACUGGAUCUUCUUCUUCCUGUUGGGGCUCCUCAUGGGCCUAACCAGCUGGGCAAUGGAACUGGGCAUCAUCAUGCUCCAAAAAGGACAGAAGUGGAUAUAUGGUAGACUGGACAGUAAUGGGUUCCUGCAGUACCUGGGCUGGGUCGGCUAUUCUGUUGCUCUCAUCGUGUUUUCUGCCGGCUUCACCCAGAUCGUCUCCCCGCAGGCUGCUGGUUCAGGGAUUUCGGAAAUGAAGACCAUUCUACGAGGAGUAUUACUGAAAGAAUACCUCACCUUCAGGACCUUCGUGGCUAAAGUCAUCAGUCUCGCUUUUGCCUUGGGUAGUGGUAUGCCCCUUGGCAAAGAGGCUCCCUUUGUACACAUCGCCAGUUUGUGUGGAGCUCUCCUCAGCAAGUUGCCUGUGUUUCGAGGAAUCUAUGAGAAUGAGUCCAGGUACAGAGAGAUGCUAGCAGCAGCCUGUGCUGUGGGAGUGGGCUGCGUUCUUGCUGCGCCCGUAGGAGGUGUGCUCUUCAGUAUUGAAGUAACAUUCACAUUCUUUGCUGUGAGGAGCUAUUGGAGAGGGUUCUUUUCUGUCACCAUCGCUGCCUUCUUUUUCAGGGUAUUGGCUGUGUGGUACAAAGACGAAGAGACCGUCACAGCCCUUUUUAGAACCCAUUUCCAGGUAGACUUUCCCUUUGACCUCAAGGAGAUUCCUGCCUUCGCUUUGCUUGGUAUUAUCAGUGGUUUUGGUGGGGCUUUGUUUGUCUACCUAAACCGACGGAUUGCCCUGUUCAUCAAGAAACAGAAGCUCUUCAACACAUUCCUCAUGAAAAAAUGUCUUGUGUAUCCAGUAAUCGUCUCUUUCCUCAUUUCGUCACUAUUGUUUCCUUCUGGUUUUGGACAAUUUAUGGCUGGAGAGCUGACACAGAAUGAGGCUUUGGUGACAUUACUGGACAACCGCACAUGGACUAAAGACGGCAUCGCUGAAGAGUUUGACUACAUUGGAAACGCACGAGUCUGGAUGCACCCACAAGUCACCGUCUUCGGCACACUGGCCCUUUUCACCAUAAUGAGGUUCUGGAUGUGUGCCUUGGCCAUCACCAUGCCAGUGCCCUAUGGAGCCUUCAUGCCAGUACUUGUCAUUGGGGCAGGCUUGGGGCGUCUGGUUGGAGAAUGCAUGGCAUUCUGGUUCCCAGAAGGCAUUCAUGCAGGUCAUGCUAUCUAUCCCAUAGUGCCAGGAGGCUACGCCGUGGUGGGUGCUGCAGCUUUGUCCGGAGCAGUCAGCCACUCAUUUUCCACCGUGGUGAUGGUGCUUGAGUUGACUGGACAGAUCUCCCACCUUCUGCCGGCCCUGAUAGCAGUGGUCCUGGCCAACCUUGUGGCCCAGUCCCUGCAGCCCUCCAUCUAUGACUCCAUCAUCAAGAUAAAGAAGCUUCCCUACCUCCCAGAGCUGGGCUGGGGUCAGCACGAGGUGUAUAACAUUCGUGUGGAGGACAUUAUGGUGCGCGACGUGCAGUACAUCACACUCAGCUGCAGCUACAGAGACUUGCUAAACAUCCUAAUGAAAAGUCGACUAAAGGCUCUACCCCUGCUCAAAUCAGCUGAGUCAAUGACCCUGUUGGGCUCCAUUGAGCGUGCCCAGCUCCAGUCGCUGCUCUCGCAGCAGCUCAGCUGUGCCAGACGUCUGCAGUGCAUCAAAGAACGAGGCGCUGAGGAGAAGAAGAUCCUCUCUACUGAGUCAAACCCACCCAGCAAUAACAACAGCAGCCUGCAGACAGGCCAGGAGGAAGGCCACAUCCAGAUCACUAAUGAGGAGCUGAACCCGCCCCCUGUGGUGGAGCGACCCACUGAGCUUUCCAACAGCUCACAAGAUGAAUCAGGAGUCACACUGAGAAGCAUUUUCUGUGCCAGCUCAGAUGCAGAAGAGGUACAAGAUGAUCGAGAUGUUCAAGAUCCCACUAGUGAGAUUACAGACUGGGAGGCAAGGCAACUUGAUGAGAGGGUCAACUUCAACAACUGCAAGAUUAACCCCACCCUGGUCCAGCUGCUGGAGUGUACAUCACUGCAUAAGACCUACACCAUCUUCUCUCUGCUGGGCCUCGACCACGCCUACGUCACCAGGAUCGGACGCCUCAUCGGGGUGGUUUCCAUCAAAGAACUCCGUAAAGCCAUAGAUGGCUCAAUGACUCUGAAAGGUGUGAAGGUAGCUCCCCCUAUGGCCACCUUCAGGAACAGCAGCUUGAGCAGCAGCCAGAAUGAGACCACCUAUCUCCAAGCUUCAGGCCGAGAGCUGAACCUGUGCAAGCAGACGUGCUCCCUGCCAGUGAUGGAGGCACCUGUAGCUAAUCUCAUCCUGUCGCCACAGCUCUCACAGGCAUAG